AUGGUGCGAAACCUGGUGCAGCCCAAUGGCUGGGUGGUGCUACGACUGCCAAACGAGAACUUGCGCCUUCUCCAAAUCACCCCCAACACAACAAUAUCUCUCGGGAAAUACGGCUCCUUCCCCAGCAAUCUGCUCAUCGAGCGCCCAUUUCACCUCACAUACGAAGUUGAAGAGAAAAGACGGCAUGAAUCCUUCUCCCGCCUACGGAUUGUUCCGCCGACCGAGCUCAACGCCGACACCCUCGCAGAAACCAACGUCAACGAACAGCCCGCACCGGGUGGAGAGGAAGCCGCCAUCGUCGCAGCCGAGGGCGAGGAGCUUACUCUUGUAGACGAAGCGGGUAAAGUCGUUGCGCGAUCGAAUCGAGAAAUCAUCGAUGACACGGCAAGGCAGACGCUCACGGCACAUGAGAUUGAGGAGCUGAAGCGCAAGGGAGCAUCCGCGGGCAAGGAGCUUAUCGCCAAGCUGAUGCUGUCCCAUACGGCGAUCGAUCAGAAGACACUGUACUCUCUGGCAAAGUACAAGCUUUUGAAGGAGAAGAAAUUCCUGCGGCGGUUCACGGUUCUCCCGCUCGAUGUCACGCUGCUGAACAAGUGGCUGCUCGAGGACAGAGAUGCCGGGAAAGUGCUGGAGAUGAGACCAGAGAUGAUGGGGCUGCUAGGAUGCUGGGCGGAUGUACACUUUGGGGGAGAGCCUGUCCAAGGGAUGAACGAGCCUCAUGGCGGAAGGUGGUUGGUUGUUGAUGACACGGGAGGCCUGCUGGUUGCCGCGCUCGCGGAGAGGAUGGGCAUCCUACACCAGGAGGAGCACGACGACGAACAGCAGCAGCAGCAGCAGCAGCAGCAACGGCAGCAACGGCAGCAAGGCGCUGCUCUGCGUCCUCUGCGCGGCGGCCUACCAGCUCCCGCGCCAAAAUCAGAAGAGCCAGACGCGACCGGCCCUGACUCUGAACGACAGACCACACCACCGCAGGGUCCCCAGCCCUCGUCUUCUGGAAGACGCCGCCGCCGCGACGACCUAGACGAGCACUACGCUCUCACCAACAACAUGACUCUCAUCCACGCCAACUCGCAGCCCAACCUCUCCGUCCUCCGCUACUUUGGCUUCGACGCCAACGACCUCAACCCAGGUUACCCCUACCACCCUCUCUUCACCAACCUCCUUCCCAUCUCCUGGCUUCAGCUCGUCAGCCCCCAGGACGACGUCUUCUACUCGGAGCAACUGUGCGACGUGCCCGCAGAGGAACUCGCCUCCUGGAAGCCCAACAGAAGGGGGAACUACCACCGUAAACGGCGGAGAUGGGCGCGCACUCACGAAAUCGUCGACGCUACCCGCGCGGGGGGUUUCUCUGGCUUGGCAGUGGCCAGCACAAUGGAUCCCAUCUCCGUCUUGCGUCACACGCUUCCCCUCCUGGCUGGUGGCUCCCCCAUAGCCAUCUAUUCGCCUACUGUCGAGCCCCUGGCCCACCUGGUGGACUGCUUCAGCAUCGGUCGCCGAGCAGCGUGGGUGCAGUCACCCCCGGCAGAGGCCCAAGGGAAAUCGCAGGCUGAACUGGAUCGAUGGCAAGGGAGCAGGGAGUUUCCUCUCAACCCCACUCUGGUGCUAGGCGCAGCAGUGCAGACAAGCAGGGCGAGGAGAUGGCAGGUUUUACCGGGGAGAACGCAUCCUUUCAUGACGGGGAGAGGAGGGGCUGACGGGUUUCUGUUUACGGGUUGGAGGACGAAUCCGGCCGAGGGGAGGGUUUCGGCCAGGGGAAAGUUCCAGAAGAGGAAGCAAUGA
Messenger RNA from Ustilaginoidea virens, 1779 nucleotides. RefSeq lists its product as uncharacterized. The coding region runs from base 1 to 1779 and encodes 592 amino acids. Gene Ontology annotation, cellular component: tRNA (m1A) methyltransferase complex; nucleus. The transcript has 2 exons. The record is from RefSeq and is a predicted model, not a curated record. NCBI's taxonomy places the organism in Eukaryota, Fungi, Ascomycota, Sordariomycetes, Hypocreales, Clavicipitaceae. Gene Ontology annotation, biological process: tRNA methylation.